GUUUGCUCAACACUUUUUGUUGCUGUAGACUCACAGAGUGUGUGUGAGAGUGUGUGUGUUUGCUCAUUUCUUUUUCUACUGCUAACUUUUUUCCCUCCUCGGAUACGUUGUUCCCUCACUUCCUCUUCGAAGUUUAACCUGCUACUUUUUCUGGAGUGUAUUUAUUCUGAGGUUGGAUAAGACAGCUCGAAGAGGAGGUGUAAAUAAAGGACUGAAAAAAGAAGAAGACAGAAACCUGGAGGAGGAAAAGGGCGUUCAUACUUCGAAGUAACCAUGGAAGUUCCUGGUAUGCAGAGCUCUCAGAUCGAUCCGGAGGAGUUGUUCACUAAGCUGGAUCGCAUCGGGAAGGGGUCUUUCGGAGAGGUGUUCAAAGGCAUCGAUAAUCGCACUCAGAGCGUGGUAGCGAUCAAAACGAUCGAUCUGGAGGAGGCGGAGGACGAGAUCGAGGACAUCCAGCAGGAGAUCACCGUCCUCAGCCAGUGCGACAGCCCCUACAUCACCAAAUACUUCGGGUCAUAUCUGAAGGGCAGUAAACUAUGGAUCAUCAUGGAGUAUCUGGGUGGAGGCUCAGCGCUCGACUUGCUCCAUGCAGGUCCGUUCGAUGAGGCUCAGAUUGCCACGAUGCUGAAGGAGAUCCUGAAGGGUCUGGACUACCUGCACUCAGAGAAGAAGAUCCACAGAGACAUCAAGGCUGCCAACGUGCUGCUGUCGGAGCACGGUCAGGUGAAGCUGGCGGACUUCGGGGUGGCCGGUCAGCUGACCGACACGCAGAUCAAACGGGAAACGUUCGUGGGAACGCCGUUCUGGAUGGCGCCGGAGGUCAUCCAGCAGUCUGCGUACGACUCCAAGGCUGAUAUCUGGUCUCUGGGCAUCACGGCGAUCGAGCUGGCCAAAGGGGAGCCUCCGAACUCGGACAUGCACCCGAUGAGAGUCCUCUUCCACAUCCCCAAGUCCCCACCCCCCACGCUGAGCGGAGACUUCUCCAAGAGCUUCAAAGAGUUCACCGAGGCCUGCCUCAACAAGGACCCUACCUUCCGUCCGACAGCCAAAGAGCUCCUCAAGCACAAGUUCAUCGUCAAACACUGCAAGAAGACGUCGUACCUCAGCGAGCUGAUCGACAGGUACCGGAGAUGGAAGGAGGAGGGACACAGCGACAGUAGCUCCGACGACUCAGACGGUGAGUCCAGUAAUAAGGAGAACAGCGAGUCACCUGACUGGAACUUCACCACCGUCCGUAAGAAGAAGCCGGACGGCAGGAAGGCUCUGAAAGGAACGGUUCAGGAUCAGCUGAGUAAAUCCACCAGUCUGACCACAGUCAUUUCCCCUGUCUUCACUGAGUUGAAGCAGCAGCACAAGGAGCACUCUGAGCAGCGACUGGCUAUCGAGGAGCUGGAACGCAACAUCCGAUUGGCUGAAGACGUCUGUCCCGGCAUCACGGACAGGAUGGUCACACACAUCAUUGCCAGGUACCAGAAAUUCACGACCAACUGAAGGACAAGAACGUGGGAGAUGUUUCGUGGAAAGAGAGACUGUGUUUCCGUACGGUGACGCUGCUGGAGGAUUCGGAAAAGAAGGAGAUUUGCUGUGCGAUGUCUCCUCGCUGUACACACACACACACACACACACACACACACACACACACACACACACACACACACACACACACACACACACACACACACACACACUAAUGUUGUAAACACACUUUCUAUUAUAUAUAUAUAUAUUCACUGCUGCAGGUUGAAAACCUAUUUUCUCCCCAAGUUGGAUUCAAAAUACAGCUCAAAAGGUCUGAAGUUUUAAACUAAAUUGUCAGUCUGUUUUCACUUAGGUCAAACUUAAGUAAGUCUGCGUAAAGUAUGUUCAAACUUUCUUAAAUUUACCAGAAUGUGCCUUAAUUAUUUAUGCUAUCAGACAUUUUCUAAAAGUAGACUUUUUGUAACGGAGAUGUUGUUUUGUUGAAGCUGUACACAAAAAAAUAUAUAGAGGAGGGUUGGUCCGUCAGCAGUGGUAUGUUUGUAGAUGUUUGUUCCGUAGCACUUGAGACAGAUUAUAUGCCAAUAAUACAUAUUUGUUGUCGUGUUAGUAAUUCUCUAAAUUACAGUUCCCUGAUCCCGCGUUUUGGUGUGAACGCACAAUAACAAAAUAGCUAGCCAGCUCACCGUUUAGCCAGCUAGCAUUCUGUUUUUGUUCUGGCUAGCUAGCUGUUGGUGUAGCUAGCUGAAUUUAACUGUUUAAAUAUGUAUAAAUGAAGAUAGGGUUACAAGCUAAAUGUUCAAAGCUGCCAUUUGAAUAACAUCAAUGUGUUUUGUAGCACACUUAGUGGCAUAGCACACCCUGUUAGCUUAACAGUCAGCGGUCUAAAUGAGUGGUUGAAUUGACAGUAGCCUAACUGGUGGUUAAAAUGUACAUUUGGGAUUCAUUUUCGGAAACAUUGAGGAUUGAAAGGUGACUCUUCGCGAAAUGCUCGAUGCGAACGGCGUCGUUUUUAACACCAAUCAUUGGAAAGGACGGUCGUUUCAAGAGCAUGAAGGGAGCUGUAAUCAAAGAAAUUACUGAUUUGUACCAAAGACACUAUAAAACUCGGUCAUUGUAUAUUUUUGUCUUUUUAUAUAUAUAUCAUAAGGGAUUCGACAAUGCUUGUUGGGGGGUGGGGUGGGGUGGGGAGG
Molecule: messenger RNA, 2669 nt
Organism: Eleginops maclovinus (Patagonian blennie)
Lineage: Eukaryota; Metazoa; Chordata; Actinopteri; Perciformes; Eleginopidae
Gene: stk26
Product: serine/threonine protein kinase 26
Exons: 12
Coding region: 274-1491 (405 amino acids)
Biological process (GO): protein phosphorylation; negative regulation of cell migration
Cellular component (GO): cytoplasm
Molecular function (GO): protein serine/threonine kinase activity; ATP binding
Source: RefSeq, a predicted model, not a curated record